This is a messenger RNA of Fulvia fulva, 675 nucleotides long. RefSeq lists its product as uncharacterized. The transcript has a single exon. Bases 1 to 675 code for a protein of 224 amino acids. NCBI's taxonomy places the organism in Eukaryota, Fungi, Ascomycota, Dothideomycetes, Mycosphaerellales, Mycosphaerellaceae. The record is from RefSeq and is a predicted model, not a curated record.
AUGGACGAUACACCGCUGGAGGAACAUGGUUAUGCGCUACGAGUGCGACUCGUUGAACCGGAUCGCCGCGAGGAACCAUUGUGGAGAGUCGUUCGGGUGCCGACUACCAUCAGCUUCCAACAGCUCAACGUCAUCCUUUGCCGUGCUCUGGGUUGGGAGAAUGAACAGCCUUACUCGUUCAAGCUGUGGAGUGAAGACGAUGACCAACCUGUGGAGGUUCUGGUACGUGAACCGGACGAGGACAAAGGCUGGGAGCAGCCUCAUGGACUUCAUUGGAACUGGAAAUGCAGUAAGAAUAGGAAUAUGUCGCAGGUGUUCGAAGGAAGCCGGAUCUGGCCGGAGGCGCCAGAGCAGAUUGACUACACCUUGUAUCUGGACGGGGACUGGGAACACACCAUACACUAUCUUGGCGUUAUAGACGUGCCAUUCCCGGAGCGUCCUGGCCAAGAAGUGUUCUGUGCUUCUGGAUGGGGGUUCCCUCGAGUGGAAGAUUUCUACGAUUCUAACGAAGCGGCGCAGCUGAGCUGGUGGAGAGAUGAACUCGAUCUCGAGAAUGUCAACAAUGCUCUUCGCGGCUGGUGUUGUCGUUAUUUCCGCACGAAUCAGAACAGAGGAAGCCAGAGAGUCGUGAUGGAACGAGAACGACCAUCGUUCCUUAGUCGCACGCUGGAAUGA